Messenger RNA from Letharia columbiana, 411 nucleotides. RefSeq lists its product as uncharacterized. The coding region runs from base 1 to 411 and encodes 136 amino acids. The transcript is spliced from 3 exons. NCBI's taxonomy places the organism in Eukaryota, Fungi, Ascomycota, Lecanoromycetes, Lecanorales, Parmeliaceae. The record is from RefSeq and is a predicted model, not a curated record.
AUGGAGUACUACUGCUUUGCAGAAGACAAGUAUUCCGACCGCAACACGCGCAUCACAUCCAUCCUUUACAGCACCUUCUAUUUCCAACAAAUCGAAGAUUCGGGCACCAGAACGGAGACGACUAAACCCACUCAAAAACCUGAUAAGGAUAAAGACGUCCCUGAUCGCUCGUUUCUACCGGAUGCCAGUACGCUCGACGCGCUCGAUGCCACUAACCAACCAACCGAGCGGCAUUCUGUUCCAGAUGCUGAUGAUUCCGAGUACCACGAGAGCAACGCAAGUACGCAAGGAUCUGGUUAUCAAAAGGGGCGGACCAGUUUCGCCGUUCUGGUACGGGUGAGGUCGACGAUGCUCGAAAUGUUGAGAGUGAUCAGAACGCCUCAGAACGCAGGGGAACCGUCACGUUCGUGA